CGGCUGAUGACGACCAUCGCCAUCGUUCCUUCCGCAGUCUGUGCGGAGAAGUCUCACGAGUACGAGAGGCCGAACGAUCGUCUCAAUCUUUGUCGAUCACGACCGACGACAAGCCGUGUUGCCGUUCCGACCGAUGUUUAGCAGUCAGCCACAAUUACAGAAGGAGGGGUUUUGAUUGACGCGGUUUCACUGGUGGUGCCGGGCAAACAAUGGAAGUUGUUGAUAGAUAGCGAAAUAGUUCAAUUAGCGGGUUCCCAGUUGAUAAGUAGCGUUAAUUGAUUUGAUUGAACCACGCGGCGCGCGCUCUUUGUUGACGCGAGAACAAAGUGUGGUGCAAAGAUCUUUGCGAGGUGAUUUUUUUUGGAUGUGAAUUUACCGUCGGCAAAUAGGAUUUGUGGUACAAAUUGGACGUGAUACGCGUUUUUUAAUGUGAGAUUUGUUUUGGGGAAUGUUGAUGCUAUUGCGAUAAGUUUGAAUGGUGAAGAUUUGUAAAUAAUUCCUUUACACGGUUGAAGCAAUGAUAACGAAAGUCAUUGCGUACGGAAUGAUUUUUUGACCUUUCUUGAGGCGACACCCCUAAGAAGGAAGAAACAAAACGGACGACCAGGAAGGAUUUUCCUAGAAAUGAAUGGAUAUAUUACCUGAUGCUAUGGGUCGUCGUAGUGUAUUACUUUGAGAAAUAUUUACGACUGUGCCCGGUGGGAGUACUGCCGUGCCAGGAAAAGAUGGAUAAGUGAAAAUAAUCUGAAGAAUUCCAAGUGCUUACAAGUGCGUGUAUGAGUGUUAGUGUGUUUUAGCUGAAUUGGGAUCCUUCCGAGCGGAAAAGAACCACAGAGUUUGUUCCGAAAAUGCCGGAAAAAGAGACUUUCCACGAGCAUAUGCAGAUUCACCCGUUCCAUCAUCCGGGUCAUUCGUUGGCCGCGGCAGCCCAUCAUCAUCAAAGCCUGGCGGCCUCACAUGGGCUUGCUGCGGCUGCCGCUGCCGCUGCUGUCAAUGGAACUGUCAAUCCCGGAGCCGGAGCAGGUUACAGUCCCCUGCAGCUGCCGUCGGCUUUCGUUGCUUUCCACUCACAACUGCCAACGGUGGAACAAAGAGCGGCCCACGAUGGCCGCUACGGACUCUGGGAUCCCACGGGACCACCGUCCUACCAUCAUUCUACAGCUCAUGGGCUGGUGGUUAAUAACGCCAAUUUCGCGGAGCUGCAGCUACUGAGUGCCCGUCGGGCUGCGGUUGCCGCCGCAGUGGCAAACGCCGAGGCAGCUGCCGCCGCUGCCGGUUCAGUAUUAUCCCAGCAUCCUCCGGCGACAGUGCUUCCGCCGGUUACAGUGUCCCCGCCUGCCACCUCCAACGGAACAACCGACGGCCGGAGCAGCAGCGGGCCGGCACCGGCAGCAGGUCAUCCAGGUGCCGGCGGUUCCAGUCCCCAUGGUGCCGGUGCCAGCAGUCCACCGAUGGCCGCUGGACAAACGACACUCCCAUCGGUUCCGGUGCCGCAUCCGGGCGAUUUCCAUCCCGCCUACAGGAUACCCGGGUACAUGGAACAUCUCUACUCGCUGCAGCAGGCGUCCGCUUCCAUGCAUGGUCUCGGCUUAUCGUCGGAGUACAUCAACGCACGGAAUGCCAUCGCGGACCUGCACCCGGCCAGCUCCUUGGCUAGUGCCGACUUCCACUUCAGUAUCGACGCGGCCAGCAGACUCAACAGCCCCCGGCCGGGUAGCAUACGGGCCAGCGUCAGCCGCAAACGACCGCUCUCCUCAUCGCCAUACUCGGAUGCGUUUGAUAUUGGCUCGAUGAUACGAUACUCGCCCAAUUCGCUCGCUUCGCUGAUGAACGCCUCGCGCAGCAGCAGUGCCAGCGGAUCGUAUGGGCAUCUUUCGGCCAGUGCGCUCGGGCCGGCACUCGGCGUCCACAGCACCAUGCCCCCACACUUACAACAUCUGCUACGAAGUAGUGGAUUUCUGCAUUCCCUGCCCGGUCAUCAUCCUCCUACGGCCAGCAUGUUCUCACUGUCACCGCACCAUCCCCUACAUCCGGGCCAUUCCCUAACAAAACAACAGCAAAUCACUGAUCUCUCGAGUAAAAAAUCAGAACAACCUUCGUCCACCAACCAGGUUACCCGCGUCGAAGCCGAUAGCGCUAGCAAUGCCCAGCAGAAGAAAUCUCGCGCCAAGCGAGAGUCAUCGAUAUCGGUCCCAAUGCACAAAGGCAGCCCACCCAAUGGUUCGGCCAUGAUUACCUCCAAUCACCAGCUUAGCCCUACUUCAACACAGGGCAUGACCAAUGGAACCAGCACGUCAACGGCAGCGACUUCAACGACCCAUCAUAACCAUAACCACCAUCACUACGGUGGAGGCGGAGGUUCCGGUUCCAAUGGACUCAACCUAAGCCCGAUGCACAUGAUGGAAACGGGCGGAAUGGGUUCCAAGGUCGAUUCGACCGAUCCGAAAGACGAGCCCGGCGAUUUCAUCGAAACCAACUGUCACUGGCGAGAUUGCUCACUGGAGUUCAACACCCAGGACGAGCUGGUCAAGCACAUCAACAACGAUCACAUCCACGCCAACAAGAAGUCGUUCGUGUGUCGCUGGGAGGACUGUUCCCGGGACGAGAAACCCUUCAAGGCACAAUACAUGUUGGUAGUGCAUAUGCGUCGGCACACGGGCGAGAAGCCGCACAAGUGCACGUUUGAAGGUUGUUGUAAAGCAUAUUCCCGGUUGGAAAAUCUUAAAACUCAUCUACGGUCUCACACCGGUGAAAAACCGUACACAUGCGAGUAUCCCGGUUGUAGCAAAGCGUUCAGCAAUGCUUCUGAUCGUGCCAAACAUCAAAACCGAACCCAUAGUAAUGAGAAACCCUACGUUUGUAAGGCUCCCGGGUGUACCAAACGGUAUACGGAUCCCAGUUCGUUGCGAAAGCAUGUGAAAACGGUCCACGGGGCCGAGUUCUACGCGAACAAGAAGCACAAAGGUAACGGGCAUCAUGGUGGAAGUGGAAGUGGGGGCGAUGGUGGAGACGAUGGGGAUCACAUGUAUGAUGGUAGUCCACGAAGCGAGGACAUGCAGAGUGGCAAGACGACCAGCAUGAGCAGUCCAAGCAUCAAAUCGGAAUCCGAUGCCCAUUCACCGGGACAGCCUCCGAUCAACAGCCCCAUGUCGAUUUCGGCACUUACCGCUGGGCUGGUUGAUGAUUACGACGGUAGUCCAAUGCAGUUGGGAAGCUUGAACGCCAUUGAUGAUCCUGCUUGGCCAUACGUGGAUGAAGACCUUGAGGUCGCCGAUCUACCAUACGUUUUGCGGGAAAUGGUUGACCUAGGUGGUCCGACUACGGCAGGAACUCGCUCCAGCGGUCCACGGAAUAGGUUCAAGAACCGGCUCAGUAACAAAGGUUCUUUGAUGAGCAACCCCCUCUCCAAUAUACCGGAAACCAACAAUCAGCGUAACUUCAGCUUAGGUGAAUUGAACCGGAGGAUUAUCGAUCUCAAGAUGGAACCAGGGACAACGCCUCCUCCUCAGCCUUCCCCAAUCUCCAAAAACUGUCAGCCGACUGACUUGGGUAACCUGAGACCCCCAACAGGUCCUUCCUGUACCAACACAAUGAUGACGAAUGCCUACCUGAAUCCCGCUCAAGUUCGGCGCGAUAGCAACAACAGUACAACUAGUAGUUCCUACUACAGCAUGCGAUCAGCGGACAUCAGUCGUCGUAGCAGCCAAGCUUCGCAGCAGAGCUCUAUCUCUACCAUGCGUCCUAGUAGUUACUACAACUCUUCCUUCUACGAUCCGAUCUCACCUGGAAGCUCUCGACGAUCAAGCUCGAUGUCAACGGUGACGAACGGAGGACAAAGCUUGCCGCCACCGCCCUCUUCACAUUUGAUCGCAACUCAUCUGCAACGAUUUAGCCAAGACUCAAUGGGUAGCAAUCAUCCUGCAGCUGGUUCAUCGCGUCACUCAAUCCCGAACAUGAGUGGUGGCAGCUUCUAUCAUCAAUCACAAAUGCUUGGGCAGGUUGACCGACGCAUGUCUGAACCUUUGGCUGCCAAUCAUCAGCACGGGCUGAACUUCGGACCAGGCUUUGGUCCUGGGCCUUCAAGGCCUAGCUCUGCCGCACCUCGGAGUUGCACAGUAACAUCAGGUGCUGUAUCCAAGGCACCAUCUCCGCCAUCGCAAAAACUUCACCCGAAUCAGGAGGUAGUACUCGACGAAGUCGAAGAAGACGAGAUGGUGGAAAACAAGCUGGUUAUUCCGGACGAAAUGCUACAGUAUCUGAACGAGGUAGCUGACCAGGAAACCAAGACUACUGUGGCCCAAGGAAUGUCAACGCCAAAUUCUACAGCCCCCGCUGGAUUCCAGGCUGAGAAUUCACCACAAGGUACUUCCGGCGCAACUCAACCACAAGCAGCGUCUUUCACACAACCUCAAGUAAACCUAAAUAACGUCCUCAUGAGUCCACAAUCUCAGUACAGCAACGAUGAUUGCAGUGUAAUGAGCAACGUGAUGUCUCCUCAGACUCCCCAGCAACAGAUGAUGUCUCCAAUGUUGCCAGAAUGUGCCAAUACUCCGGCUAACUUUGUACCUCAACAAUCACAACAACGAACGAACGUUCAAUGUCAGAUGCAAAACUUUAACCGUCCCAGCUUCAAUUCUCAACAACAACCCUUGCAACUACGCCAGAUUGCUUGCUCCAACCUAAUCGGAUACUUCCAUCGUACUGAUCAGAGUGCUCAACAUUGCUGCCUAGCCAUGAUGAUGCAAGGUUCCUUGCACAUCAAUCAACCUUCUGGAUCCAACUCUAACACACACCAAUACAAAAAUCCUUUCAGUGUUACCUUUAACUCCAACCAAAUACCCACUACCCGACAACAGCCCCCUGUUCUCAACGAUCCCACCAAUCCAAACCAGGUUAACGUAGAAAUUCAGUGCGGCGACAUCAGCCAAUCACAGCUUUCGCCAGCGGUAGCUAAUCUCUCAAAACCAUCCACCAAUCCAGCCCCUAAGCCCAAUCCAACGCAACCCACCAGCAAACCCAUGGAGAGCAGUCUUCAAACCCCUCCACUUCCCUCCACACCAACCGGAUUCGGUGAAACCGGUGCAGCAGCAGCUACUGUUGCUGCUUCAGCUACCACCGUGAACCAAACAACAAUGGGUUCGGACACCUACCAGCGCACCCUGGAAUACGUCCAAAACUGCCAGAACUGGGCCGAAUCGGCCUCAGAUAUGGUUAGCAGCAGUACCCACCCUUCAGCGGCAGCAGCGAUCGCCGGAGCCAGCUCCCCUGCCACCGCAGCCGUAGCUCCGGUUGCCGCCGUUGUUGAACCACCUCCAUCCUCGAACCUGAUCAUCAACGAUAUGAGCACAUCGCUCAGUUCCUACUUCGAGGAAGACCGGUACCUGCAGAUGAUUCAGUGAAUGUUCAUGGCUAACCCCCCUCGUUUACAGUUUUCCUUAAUUCUUUCUAAUAUCCCGUUGGUUGGAGCGCUAUUUAGAACGUUCUAGAAUGUGAUGACGACAGGUACCUUCUUGCUUUAACAACUUCAACUUAAUCAAAACUUUUAACUGAGAAAAUCACUAUAGAGGUUCCAACUGAAAUUUCUCUAACUUUUUCCAAUCCUUACUCAAGUUCUUCCAACUCAAUUGCAUUUGAGACUUAUUGUUGUUUCUGAUUGUGUGUUUGUACGAAUCCAUCUAUUGUUAAGAAAAGGUGGCACGCUCACGUGAAACUAGUGAUAAUUUUUUCUUCCACACCUUAGACGUAGCAGUUUUUCGGUAGCGAUUGUUUAUAAACAUUUUUUUGCUUAGUGUUUAAACUCAGUGACGAUUUCACACCUCUAUAUAAAUCUGUAUGUAUAGGACCAUUUUUUGGGCGUUGAUGCGCGUAAACAAGCAUUUGAUAGAUAUAGUUAGAUUAUUGUUUUCACUUUGAUUUUUUCUCUGUGCAAACAAAGACACCAGAUUUCUUACAUUUCAAAUAAUUAAUUCGUUGAUCUGAAUUAUAUAAAGUUCGAUUUUUUCGAACCACAACUCAAAAUUGUUUGUAAGAAUAGGUGAUUUCUCGUCUCGCUCUCUCCCUCUCGAUGGGGGACGAUAAAUAAGAUUUAAGAAACCGAAAUUAUUAUAGAAAAAUAUGCAUUUCGUUGAUAAGCACCCCGACAAACCCGUUUAAAACCGAUAUAGCACAAAUGAAAGUAUCGCUACUGCACAAAACAAAUAAAAUAUCUUAAACGAUCAAAAGAGUCUUGAUUAGUUGAUAAGCUGCAUAGAUAGAUUUUUUAUACUUAACGUAUUCGUGUAAAGAUUGUUUCGUACGUUUCAUUUUUGUGCUGUUUCUUAAAGUGUAAAUAACAGACUUGAUUAUGAUAAGCUUUAAACAUAGAAUUAAGACAAAACGAGAAAUAAAUUAAUGAUUUUUUUUUUCUAAAACAA
Uranotaenia lowii is the source of this 6413-nucleotide messenger RNA. RefSeq names its product transcriptional activator cubitus interruptus (gene ci). Bases 849 to 5399 code for a protein of 1516 amino acids. The record is from RefSeq and is a predicted model, not a curated record. Gene Ontology annotation, cellular component: nucleus. Gene Ontology annotation, biological process: regulation of transcription by RNA polymerase II. Gene Ontology annotation, molecular function: DNA-binding transcription factor activity, RNA polymerase II-specific; RNA polymerase II cis-regulatory region sequence-specific DNA binding. The transcript has 7 exons. Lineage: Eukaryota; Metazoa; Arthropoda; Insecta; Diptera; Culicidae.